AAGCAACGUCUGACAUCGUACAAAAAGAAGAAAACCGCACCAACUCUCGACGGCGACGAUCUAUACCUCCAAACCAGUCGGAUGGACCACAACGACCGGCUUGCAAGCGGGCGACUACCAGCUCCUCACGCACAGUUCAUCUCCACGAACCAGAUGACCUCGGCGUCUUCAUCCGCAAUCGUCGAAACGUCAUACCCGCUCGUUCGGGCAGGAAAGCGAUCUCGAUCCAUUUCCGUGACAGAGGAACGCCAUACGAAACGUCGUCGCGUGGCGGAUGAAUCUCGAAGAGAAAGGAGGACCAAGGUUGGCGGUGCCCUGGGCGAUCUCAAAUUUCUGCAGGGGCAGAAGGGCAAUGUGCUCGUGCUCGUGGCGGCGAUGCAGCAAGGCAUCAAUCGCAUGGAGAACGGUCUUGUGGAUCUAGUAGUGAGGGGCGAGCGAGCUCGCCAACGGGGCUACUCCCAUACGGGUUCCACAACUUGCGAUGGGUCCACCGGAGUCAGCUUGUGAGCUCCCGGGGGGAGACUCCAACUUAUCCCAGCGACUGGAAUCACAACAAGAGCUCACGAAUCUAGGGACUUCCGACAUCCAUGCUCGCACAUCCGAGACGACCAGUGUGCAUCGCAUUCGCGUCCGAACACAUCCGGAAGACUAUUCGCGCGAUGAACUCGCGUCGCUAUAUCGCGCCCACAUCGAUGCUCCUCCAGUCCCCUGUACUUGUCGACGGACCGCGCUACAGCAGGGACGGAUCAAGGACACAACGUAUGUGCGCCCCCGCCCCCGCAUCGGCGUGGAUGUACAGGGAAUAGCUUUUGAAGACUGGACCUCCAAUUCGACGCUCUUGAAGAAGGAGCAACUCCUCCGGAUGCGCUCGACCUCCAGCAUAUACGCCGAUGUCACACCUGACGCCGAUGUUUUCCCGGCACGGAUCUGGCCCCGAUGCCCCAGGGCACCGUCGACAGGUUUUAUCCUUCAAUUUCGACAUAUACCUCCUGGCGUUUCUGAUCGUCUGGAAACGUGGCACAUCGAGAGGGGACGCUGUUUGACCUGCAUAGCGAGGGCGAUGCGCACCUUCCCUCCAUGGAUCAUCAAAUUCACUCCUUUCAACGUGACGAUAGAAGACGGGGAUCCUGUAUUCAUGAACGAUAGGCAGGACGAACUGGUCGAGUGGGAUGAAGAACGGAAGCGUUGGCGCCACCUUGUCUUUGAUCACUAUCGAUGGCUUCCUGUUGAGGAACUGGAGGAGAGACCGAGCGACCGCACCGCCGACGCCCAGAUCGUCAAUGGAUUAUAUAACACACCUGUCCCUGAUUCCUAUACGGUUGCUUACUGGCGGAUAAUUGAUACGUGAC
This is a messenger RNA of Punctularia strigosozonata HHB-11173 SS5, 1349 nucleotides long. RefSeq lists its product as uncharacterized. NCBI's taxonomy places the organism in Eukaryota, Fungi, Basidiomycota, Agaricomycetes, Corticiales, Punctulariaceae. The transcript is spliced from 4 exons. The coding region runs from base 482 to 1348 and encodes 288 amino acids. The record is from RefSeq and is a predicted model, not a curated record.